AUGUCUACUGAAGCUCCAGUUCUCGGUAUCAUCAUUGGCGGCGCCCCAGCUCCAGGUCUUAAUGGUGUUAUUGCCUCUGCUACAUUCUAUGCUCGUCAGCUUGGCUGGAAAGUCAUUGGUUUCCACGAUGGAUAUUUACAUCUUGCCACUGGCUCAUUAGAAGAAGUUAAGGCUAACACACUUGAACUUAACGAGGACUUUGUUGCACCACACCUCUCAACAGGUGGCUCAAUCAUUCGCCCACACAGAUAUGAUCCAACAAAGUCAAACAAGGAAAUUCACAAUGUCCUUAGAAAUCUUAAGGAAUUCCACAUUCGCUACCUCAUCAUCAUUGGUGGCAAUGAUAAAAUCGCUACAACACAUAUCAUUACAUCUGGCCUUGAUCCAGCUCAGAUGCAAGUUAUUGCUAUUCCAAAGACAAUCGAUAACGACAUUUCACUUCCUUACAACACCGAUACAUUCGGCUUCCAUUCUGCUCGCAAGUUCUGCUCAGAACUUGUUAUGAACCUUGCUGUUGAUGCCCGCUCUGCUCCACGUUGGUUCAUCAUCGAGACAAUGGGUCGCCGCUCCGGCCACCUUGCUCUCUCCGUUUCUGAGGCUACAGCUGCCCAUCUUUGCAUCAUCCCAGAAGAUUUCAAGGGCAGACAAGUCACACUUAAGGAGAUCUGCGACGUCUUCGAGGGCGCAAUCCUUAAGCGUUAUCUUGCUGGAAAACCAUACGGUGUUUGCAUCAUCACAGAAGGUUUGAUCCAUUACCUUCCAAAGGAGGAGAUCGAAUCCCUCUUCAAGGAUGGCAUCGUCCAGUACACAGCUGAAGGCCAGCUCAACCUCGAUGAGGCUGAAAUUUCCCGCGCCAUCAGAAACGAGAUGAACAACAGACUUUCCAAGAUGGGACUCGACGUCAGAGUCAAUCCAAAGAAGAUCGGUUACGAACUUCGUUGCAUGGACCCAAUCUCUGCAGAUAUGUGCUACACAAGAGAACUCGGCGCUGCUGCAAUCGAAGGAUUCCUCAACAACCACUCCAACGUCAUGGUCGUUUGGGAGAAUGGUAACGCUACAUACGUUUCAUUCCGCUCUCUCAUGAACGAGGAAGACGGACAGAUCUACCCAAGACUCGUCGACACAAAGUCACAGAACUACCGCAUUUCACGCGAAUACGGCUGGCAGGUCAAGAAGUGCGACCUCGACGACACUGAGAAGGUCGAGAAACUCGCAAAGAUUGCAAAGAUCACUCCUGAGGAAUUCCACAAGAAGUUCGACCCAAUUAUGGAUGAUCCAGCUAAAUACUAA
Molecule: messenger RNA, 1290 nt
Organism: Trichomonas vaginalis G3
Lineage: Eukaryota; Parabasalia; Trichomonadida; Trichomonadidae
Product: pyrophosphate-dependent phosphofructokinase TM0289 type family
Exons: 1
Coding region: 1-1290 (429 amino acids)
Biological process (GO): response to glucose; glycolytic process; fructose 6-phosphate metabolic process
Cellular component (GO): cytosol
Molecular function (GO): 6-phosphofructokinase activity; diphosphate-fructose-6-phosphate 1-phosphotransferase activity
Source: RefSeq, a predicted model, not a curated record